Molecule: messenger RNA, 2064 nt
Organism: Enhydra lutris kenyoni (northern sea otter)
Lineage: Eukaryota; Metazoa; Chordata; Mammalia; Carnivora; Mustelidae
Product: sequestosome 1
Exons: 8
Coding region: 49-1356 (435 amino acids)
Biological process (GO): mitophagy; aggrephagy; endosome organization
Cellular component (GO): amphisome; aggresome
Molecular function (GO): zinc ion binding; protein kinase C binding; K63-linked polyubiquitin modification-dependent protein binding
Source: RefSeq, a predicted model, not a curated record
CCGCCGUCAUCUGGGCCCGGCUCGUCCCCAGUCGCCCGACCGGCAGUGAUGGCGUCUCUCACCGUGAAGGCCUACCUUCUGGGCAAGGAGGAGGCGGCCCGCGAGAUCCGCCGCUUCAGCUUCUGCUUCAGCGCCGAGGCCGAGGCGGAGGGCGCGGCCGGGCCCGGGCCCUGCGAGCGGCUGCUGAGCCGGGUGGCUGCCCUGUUCCCGGUGCUGCGGCCCGGCGGCUUCCAGACGCACUACCGCGAUGAGGAUGGAGACUUGGUGGCCUUUUCCAGUGACGAGGAACUGACCAUGGCACUGUCCUAUGUGAAGGAUGACAUCUUCCGUAUUUACAUUAAAGAGAAGAAGGAUUGUCGGCGGGACCACCGCCCCCCGUGUGCUCAGGAGAUGCCCCGCGGCCUGGUGCACCCCAACGUGAUCUGCGACGGUUGCAAUGGGCCAGUGGUAGGGACCCGCUACAAGUGCAGUGUCUGCCCAGACUACGACCUGUGCGCUGCCUGCGAGGGGAAGGGCCUGCACCGGGAGCACAGCAAGCUGGUUCUCCCUGCCGCCUUUGGGCCCUUCCCUGAGGGCUUCUCUCACAGCCGCUGGCUGCGGAAGCUGAAACAUGGGCACUUUGGGUGGCCUGGCUGGGAGAUGGGCCCACCAGGGAACUGGAGCCCGCGUCCUCCCCGGGCAGGGGACGCCCGGCCCAGCUCUGCAGCAGAACCAGCUGCUGGUCCGGCGGAGGAUCCCAGUGUGAAUUUCCUUAAGAACGUAGGGGAGAGUGUGGCGGCUGCCCUGAGCCCUCUGGGCAUCGAAGUGGAUAUUGAUGUGGAACACGGGGGAAAAAGAAGCCGCCUCACCCCCGUCUCUCCAGGCAGCUCCAGCACCGAGGAGAAGUGCAGCUCUCAGCCGAGCAGCUGCUCUUCAGACCCCAGCAAACCGGAUGGGGACCCGGAGGGCGUGGCGCAGUCCUUGGCGGAGCAGAUGGACAAGGUUGCCCUGGAGUCAGGGCCGCCCGAGGAGCAGAUGGAGUCGGAUAACUGCUCGGGAGGAGACGAAGACUGGACUCAUUUGUCUUCAAAGGAAGUGGACCCGUCUACAGGGGAACUCCAGUCUCUACAGAUGCCUGAAUCUGAAGGGCCAGGCUCUCUAGACUCUUCCCAGGAAGGGCCCACGGGACUGAAGGAAGCUGCGUUGUACCCGCAUCUGCCACCAGAGGCUGACCCCCGGCUCAUCGAGUCCCUGUCACAGAUGCUGUCCAUGGGCUUCUCCGACGAAGGCGGCUGGCUCACCAGGCUCCUGCAGACCAAGAAUUACGACAUCGGGGCGGCUCUGGACACCAUCCAGUAUUCGAAGCACCCGUUGUGACGGCUUCUGCGCCCGGUCCCAUCCCCCUUCUUGUCUCCUGGUUGUGUUGAGCUAGUGUAGAACAGCAGGGCCCCUCUCAGGGCCAGUUUCUCUGCAUUCUUCCAGAAUCUGGGGGUGGGGAUGCACCAAGCCAUCCAGGGCAGUAACGCAAGUGACGGGAGGGGGAGGCCCAUGUGUGUGGCUGCUGAUGUCGGAGAAGCGUCUGCCGGCUCGGCUCCUGUGGGUGGACGAAGAGUCCUUGCUGGGAGGACACGGAGGCCCGAUGGCCUUCUGCUGCUCUCCCCCCACCAGGAUCACACCAGCAGUCCAGAAUGUCUUGCCUAAUGGUCUAUGCUUUUUCUUUUUUUAAUGACUAUAAUAGUAAGCUGACCUAUAGUUGAUUUUCACCGGAAACCUGAUCGGCUCCAAGUUCAGAGUGAGGACAGCAGACAUUCUGUCAGGUGGGGCAAGAGUGAGGAUGGGGAGGACAGGGCAGACAAGGCAGUCCAAGCCUGGGCUUCUUGAAUCUGUGACUGAGGAGGGGCUCAGAGGGGGAGGCUGGUGCUCACAGAAUACCGCCUGUUCCAUAACCACUCUAAUUCUCUCACUUUUGAAUAUGGCUGUUGCUUUCACAGUAAGAAAACCCGUUUGUAACCAUUCUGUUGCUGUGUUGCAAACAAUCUGUAAUUAAAUGGUAUAAGCACUUUAAUCAAAGAUGUUGCAACCAGA